UAGGGCGGCGCAGCUAGUGGAGCGGGCUCUGCUCGGAGCUGUCCGGGGCGGCCGCCGCCAAUCGUGCGCUCGGAGGAGGCAGCGGGCAGCGCCGGGUCCCCUUGUCCCAGCCGCCCCGGAGAGCUCCGUGCUGGGGCUGAGUUACACCACGUCCCCCAAGUGACCCCCCAUCCCCUUUCCCGCAGCUUUAAGGGCUCGUUCCCCGUUGCCCUCGGGGGCUCUGUGCCCCGUGAGCCGGCAUGCUGGCUCUCCUGGCUGGGCUGCUGUUCUCCCUCGCCUCCGGGGCCAGCUGGCGGGGAGUGAGGGGCCAGGAGAGCCCCCCGGGGAGCCGCUUCGUGUGCACCUCCCUGCCGCUGGACGCUGCCCCCUCGGGCUGCCCGCUGCCCCCGGUCCCCAUGCAGGGGGGCGUCCUCCCUUCCGAGGAGGAGCUGAAAGCCACCGUGCUGCAGCUGCGGGAGACCAUCCUGCAGCAGAAAGAGACCAUCGGCAACCAGCGGGAGACCAUCCGGGAGCUGACCGGCAAGCUGAGCCGCUGCGAGAGCUCCCCCGGCCCCGACGGCAAGCCCGGGACUGGAGGGUGGAGGAAAGAGUUGGGCAAAGGCAAAGACACCAUGGGGGACCUGCCCCGGGAUCCCACCCAGGUCAUCGACCAGCUGAGCCGGACCAUGCAGACGCUGAAGGACCGGCUGGAGAACCUGGAGCACCAACUUCGAGCCAAUGUGUCCUAUGCAGCCCUGCCUAAUGAGCUUCGAGAGAUGCUUCAAAGGAGGCUUGGAGAUCUAGAGCGCCAGCUUUUAAGCAAAGUGGCUGAACUUGAGGAUGAGAAAUCCCUGCUUCAUAAUGAAACUUCAGCCCAUCGGCAAAAGACAGAAACAGCCCUGAGUGCAUUGCUAGAAAGAGUUUCUGAAUUAGAAAAAGGAAGCAGUGCAUUUAAAUCACCGGAUGAAUUCAAGGUCAGUCUUCCUCUUCGCACAAAUUAUUUAUAUGGGAAGAUCAAGAAGACUCUGCCAGAGUUGUAUGCCUUCACUGUGUGCUUGUGGCUGAAGUCGAGUGCUUCUCCUGGAAUUGGAACACCAUUCUCCUAUGCUGUCCCUGGGCAGGCUAACGAAAUUGUUCUGAUAGAGUGGGGCAAUAAUCCAAUCGAAUUGCUAAUUAAUGACAAGGUUGCCCAGCUUCCUCUGUUUAUUAGUGAUGGAAAGUGGCAUCAUAUCUGCGUCACAUGGACAACUCGAGAUGGAAUGUGGGAGGCUUUUCAGGAUGGAGAGAAACUUGGCACUGGGGAAAACUUAGCCCCUUGGCACCCAAUUAAACCUGGAGGGGUCCUGAUUUUGGGUCAGGAGCAGGACACAGUUGGAGGAAGAUUUGAUGCAACUCAAGCCUUUGUUGGGGAGAUGAGCCAGUUCAAUAUAUGGGACAGGGUCUUAAAAGCAGAAGAUAUCAUGAAUAUUGCUAACUGCUCUACGAACAUGCCUGGAAACAUCAUACCCUGGGUUGAUAACAAUGUUGAUAUAUUCGGAGGUGCAACUAAAUGGCCCGUGGAGACAUGUGAAGAGCGUUUGCUAGAUUUAUAGCUACACUCAUUUUUUUCUAUUUAAGUGCCCCAUUUUAUUAGGACAAUUUCUUGUAAGGUCUAUCACACUUAUUUCCCCAUCAAAUGAAUUGGGAAAAUCCUGAGUAAACUGCUUGGGUACAAAUAAAGCUGGUAGUUCUGGGCAUGACUCCUGAAGAUGAAAGAGGCGCCUGUUGGCUCAAAUAGCAGUUGUCAUCGUAAGGCGGAUCCAAAGAUACCUAGUGAGUUUAAUAGAUUUUGGAUCUGGUUCUUGCUUGGUACACUAAUUCUUCAGCAAAUGUUCCCUAUCUCGAGUGGCAGAAUUGCUCCUCUCUGAUAACAUGUGAUGCAAACAAAGCACAAAGCUUUUUAAGAGGCAAAACAUACACCUUGGUAUUGAAUUCCCCCCCCCCCC
This is a messenger RNA of Trachemys scripta elegans, 1964 nucleotides long. RefSeq names its product neuronal pentraxin 2 (gene NPTX2). The record is from RefSeq and is a predicted model, not a curated record. The transcript is spliced from 5 exons. The coding region runs from base 240 to 1571 and encodes 443 amino acids. Lineage: Eukaryota; Metazoa; Chordata; Testudines; Emydidae.